UCCUGGGCGUAAUGGUGAAUCUGAGCCCCGACACAAUCGCACUCAAAUCGAGCGCCGAGUUGCUCCUCGGGUGCACGUUGUAACCUCGUUGUAACGUUUGGUAGUAAAAUGUAAGAUUUUAUUUUGCGCCAAGGAUCUUAAAUGAUAUCGCUCGUGGACUGCUCGCAAGAAACGACUCGUGGGCUCCAUUAAAUGCGAGGGAGCUGAUGGAGAGAUCCCGUUGCAGGCUUCAGGCGGGCUACGCUACUUUGUAGCGAGAGCUGCAGACAUGAAGAUCACAGACAGCGUGGUUAGAAGUUUCAGGGUUGCCCGAACAUAUCGAGUCAAUUCACAGAAAGUCAACUGUGUGGACUUCAGCCCAAAUGGUGAAAAUGCAAUAGCGAGUAGCGACGACGACUGCAUUGUGUUAUAUGACAUCCGAGAAGGAAAACCUGAAAGAAACCUGUUCAGCAAGAAGUAUGGAGUCGACCUCAUCCGCUACACACAUGGAGAUGCACAGACAGUAGUCUACAGCUCCAACAAACUUGAUGAUACCAUCCGAUAUUUGUCACUCACUGACAACAAGUACAUCAGGUAUUUCCCAGGUCACACGGCAAGAGUUAUUGCUCUCUCCAUGUCACCAGUUGAUGACACGUUUAUCUCGGGCUCGUUGGACGAAACAAUCCGGAUCUGGGAUCUGCGCGCUCCAAACUGUCAAGGUUUGACCAAUCCACUGGGCAAACCUGUAUGUUCCUUUGACCCCGAUGGUCUGAUAUUUGCUGCAGGGGUAGAAUCACAGGCCAUUAAACUGUACGACCUGCGUGCUUUUGAUAAGGGUCCCUUCGCCUCCUUUGAUGUGAGGUUUAAUCGUGUCUGCGACUGGACUGGACUCAAAUUCAGUAAUGACGGGAAACAGAUUCUCAUCUCCACCAAUGGAGGGAUGAUUUGUGUCCUGAAUGCUUUCAAUGGAUCUGUGCUGCACACUUUUUCUGGCUACAACAACAGUAAAGGGAUCUCCCUGGAGGCCUGCUUCACUCCAGACUCUCAGUUUGUCAUGAUUGGUUCAGAGGACGGGAGAGUCCAUGUUUGGAGCACUGAGAGUGGGAUGAAGGUUGCUGUGCUGGAUGGGAAGCAUCCCGGACCCAUCAACACUCUGCAGUUCAACCCCAGAUACAUGACGUUUGCCAGCGCUUGCACGAACAUGACAUUUUGGCUCCCGUGUAUUGACGAGACAUAGAGGGACGUUUCCAAAAAGAGUCUUCGUUGUUACACACAUCGCAGCUGUGCAGCGAUGUCGCGUUGUGUGAUGGACGGCCUUCCACGAGAAACAUUUUUACUUUCAUAAUUUUUACCUGCAACAUUUUUUUACUUUGAAAAGGGUUUUAAUACCACCGGCACAAGACAAUUCCACAAACCUCAGAUUUUUUAAAUGCCAUUCAGUAUAUUCUUUUAACAUUUUACCUGUUGAUAUUUAUUUUAACUUGGUCUCUUAAUAUUUCAUGUGGAAUUUAAUGAAAUAAUAGUCAGGGUUUUAUUAUUUUAAUAUGUGUAAUAAAGUGUUUCAGAUGAAAUAAGA
Messenger RNA from Pseudoliparis swirei, 1555 nucleotides. Its product is annotated as WD repeat-containing protein 82-like. Lineage: Eukaryota; Metazoa; Chordata; Actinopteri; Perciformes; Liparidae. The coding region runs from base 269 to 1216 and encodes 315 amino acids. Gene Ontology annotation, molecular function: protein binding; chromatin binding. Gene Ontology annotation, cellular component: Set1C/COMPASS complex. The transcript is spliced from 9 exons. The record is from RefSeq and is a predicted model, not a curated record.